UUCCUGUUGAAAGUAGACACCAAGACCUGAACAUGACGAACCGAGCCAGUGAACUGGAUUAAAAUGGAGUUCGCCUCUAUUUUCCCUACCAAUUUGGCGAUAGAGUUGAAUGAGACGACGGUGGAAUACGGCGAUGGUGAGGAACCGGAUGCGGUGACGUUACUUUCCAUACUACUUGUUGGUAUAUUCCUGUCGUUGCUAAUAUUCCUGAGCGUUGCCGGCAACAUUCUGGUCUGCAUCGCCAUCUACACUGACCGUGGGCUGCGACGUAUUGGCAACUUGUUCCUGGCAUCGCUGGCCAUCGCUGACAUGCUUGUUGCCGCUGCAGUUAUGACAUUUGCAGGGGUCAACGACUUACUCGGAUACUGGGUGUUUGGAGAGCAGUUCUGCGACACGUGGGUGGCUUGCGACGUCAUGUGUUCCACCGCCUCGAUACUCAACCUUUGCGCCAUAUCUCUUGACAGAUAUAUACAUAUCAAAGACCCUUUGAGAUAUGGUCGAUGGGUAACUCGUCGGGUAGCUAUAGUCACAAUUGCGACGAUUUGGCUCCUGGCUGCGUUAGUCAGCUUCCUCCCAAUCUCUCUCGGUCUCCACCGGCCUGAUGAAGAAGCGUUAGCCACACAAAGACCACCGAGAUAUCCGACCUGCGCGCUGGUGCUGACUCCAACUUAUGCUGUCGUCUCCAGCUGCAUAUCAUUUAUACUACCGUGUAUUGUAAUGAUAAGUAUAUACUGCAGGCUCUAUUGCUACGCUCAGAAACAUGUGAAGUCUAUCCGUGCUGUCACCCGGACGGUGCAAAUGCCGGACAACCGGACGAAAUCUGUCCGGACUAGAGUGCAUACGCACGUCCACUCAUCGCCAUAUCACGUCUCUGACCACAAAGCCGCAAUCACAGUUGGAAUUAUAAUGGGUGUAUUUCUGCUAUGUUGGGUGCCAUUUUUCUGUGUGAACAUUGUAGCUGCAUUUUGCAAGACUUGUAUACCAGAUCUUGCGUUUAAAAUUCUCACUUGGCUCGGCUACUCAAAUUCAGCAUUCAACCCAAUUAUAUACUCAAUAUUCAACACUGAAUUUCGGGAAGCUUUCAAGAAGAUAUUAACCUCUAGGUACCCUCCUUGUUGUGGCUACCAAACUGUAAGGGCCAAUACUCCAACGAGAAAUGAUAAUUUCGUCACAGAUUAUGGUACGAAGACUUUAGUUGUUCGACGAAGCGGUUCUUUAGGGUUAUCUGGAAUCGAUCCCACACCACGAUCUUCCGCAGAAUCUGUGCGUCCACUGAGAGAGUAUCAUAUCUGACAAGAAGAUGGGAGUAGCAAUAAUGGGCUACUCGAUAAAAGCGAUGUUGUUUGAAAUAGGUUUUAAAAUGGCUGACAGCAAUAUUAGUAUU
This is a messenger RNA of Achroia grisella, 1384 nucleotides long. It is a transcript of the gene Dopr1, whose product is annotated as dopamine receptor 1-like. Gene Ontology annotation, biological process: adenylate cyclase-activating adrenergic receptor signaling pathway. The transcript is spliced from 7 exons. The coding region runs from base 64 to 1293 and encodes 409 amino acids. The record is from RefSeq and is a predicted model, not a curated record. Gene Ontology annotation, cellular component: membrane. Lineage: Eukaryota; Metazoa; Arthropoda; Insecta; Lepidoptera; Pyralidae. Gene Ontology annotation, molecular function: G protein-coupled receptor activity.